Molecule: messenger RNA, 644 nt
Organism: Megalobrama amblycephala (Wuchang bream)
Lineage: Eukaryota; Metazoa; Chordata; Actinopteri; Cypriniformes; Xenocyprididae
Gene: rpl23a
Product: ribosomal protein L23a
Exons: 5
Coding region: 130-597 (155 amino acids)
Biological process (GO): ribosomal large subunit assembly; translation
Cellular component (GO): ribosome; cytosolic large ribosomal subunit
Molecular function (GO): structural constituent of ribosome; rRNA binding
Source: RefSeq, a predicted model, not a curated record
GAUAUUUACAGUGCGCAAUUUAACUACAGAACCCAUAAUGCCUAGCGGUGUUCUCGCGAUGACUGCGUCUGUUAACGUGAACCCCUGCGAUAUACUGAAGGAAACCCCUCUCGUUCUUCCUUUCCCAACAUGGCCCCGAAGGCGAAGAAGGAAGCUGUACCGGCUAAGACCGAGGCCAAGUCCAAGGCCCUUAAAGCCAAGAAGGCUGUGCUGAAGGGUGUCCACAGCCAGAGGAAGAAGAAGAUCAGGACCACCCCAACCUUCCGCCGGCCCAAGACCCUGCGUCUGAGGAGGCAGCCUAAGUACCCUAGGAAGAGCGCUCCACGCAGAAACAAGUUGGACCAUUAUGCCAUCAUCAAGUUCCCCCUGACCACUGAGUCAGCCAUGAAGAAGAUUGAGGACAACAACACUCUGGUGUUCAUUGUUGAUGUCAAGGCUAACAAGCAUCAGAUUAAACAUGCUGUCAAGAAACUGUACGACAUCGAUGUGGCUAAAGUCAACACACUGAUCAGGCCUGAUGGUGAAAAGAAGGCAUACGUUCGUCUUGCACCAGAUUACGAUGCCUUGGAUGUUGCAAACAAGAUUGGCAUCAUCUAAAGUGUUCUUGGUCAGAUGUACAGAAGAAUAAAUGUUUGUAAAAACUG